Messenger RNA from Zasmidium cellare ATCC 36951, 1545 nucleotides. RefSeq names its product glycoside hydrolase family 13 protein. Gene Ontology annotation, molecular function: calcium ion binding; alpha-amylase activity. Gene Ontology annotation, biological process: carbohydrate catabolic process. Bases 1 to 1545 code for a protein of 514 amino acids. Lineage: Eukaryota; Fungi; Ascomycota; Dothideomycetes; Mycosphaerellales; Mycosphaerellaceae. The transcript has 4 exons. The record is from RefSeq and is a predicted model, not a curated record.
AUGCCAUCCCUCAGCAUAUUGUCCACCUUGCUGAGCCUGGCAUUGUCGAGAACGGCUCUCGCUGCUUCUGGCGCCGACUGGAGAUCGAGGACCAUCUAUCAAAUCGUCACCGACCGAUUCGCGCGAACAGAUGGCUCAACUACGGCGGCUUGCGACACAGGCACGGGCGACUACUGCGGCGGCUCAUGGCAAGGCAUCAUCGACCAACUCGACUACGUACAGAACAUGGGCUUCGAUGCCAUUUGGAUAUCGCCUGUGACACAACAACUCGACGGCCUCACCGCAGACGGCGCCGCAUAUCAUGGGUACUGGCAGACGAACAUCGACGCUGUGAACCAGCACUUCGGAUCCGCCAGCGACAUUCAGAAUCUGGCGGCGGAGCUUCACUCGCGCAAUAUGUACUUCAUGGUUGACAUUGUGGUUAAUCAUUAUGCCUGGUCUGGAGCGCCCGACACCGUCGACUACAGCACAUUCGGCCCCUUCAACAACCAGAACUACUUCCACUCGUACUGCGCAAUCGACUUCAACGACAUUUCCAACACGACUCAAAUCGAACAAUGCUGGAUGGGCGACACCAUCGUGCCUCUGCCCGAUCUCAAGACUGAAGUUCAGAAUGUAUCGUCUGUCUGGAAUUCGUGGAUCGGCGACCUCGUCUCCAACUAUUCGAUCGACGGCCUGCGCAUCGACUCCCUGAUGGAGGUCAAUACCGGCUUCUGGUCCGGGUUCCAGCAAAACGCCGGUGUCUACUCCCUGGGAGAGGUUUACAAUGGAGACAGCACGUUCGUCUGCGGCUACCAGGACUACGUACCAGGUGUCUUCAACUACGCGAUGUACUUCCCGAUGAUCGCAGCCUUCCAGAGCACGACAGGCAGCAUUGGUGACCUCGCCAACAUGAUCGAUACCAUCAAGAGCUGCCCGGACACCUCCAUGCUCGGGACGUUCAGCGAAAAUCAUGACCAGCCACGCUUCGCCUCGCUCAAUUCCGACAUGUCCCUGGCGAAGAACAUCAUCGCCUUCACCAUGCUUACGGAUGGCAUCCCGGUCAUCUACCAGGGCCAGGAACAGCACUUCGUGGGCACUGGCGGUGGAUCGACGCCCUACAAUAGGGAGGCCCUCUGGUUGUCAGGCUACAACACGGAAGCGGAACUGUACACGCACGUCACCCAGCUCAACGCCGCCCGGCACGCCGCGAUCAACGCCGACGACACGUACACCACGACCCAAAAUAGCCACAUCUACUACGACUACACCAACCUGGCGAUGCGCAAGGGCGACAUGGUGACCGUCGUCACGAACGUCGGUUCCACGGGUUCAAACUACACCCUCGACAUCCCCUCCGGCUACGCCGCCAACACGGGCGUCACGGAACUCCUGACCUGCGAUACCCUGACCACGUCGAGUAAUGGCACCCUCACCGUCCCCAUAAGCGCCGGCCUCCCGCGCGUCUACUACCCGACCGCCAGCCUCUCCGGCUCGGACGUCUGCACGUCGAGUAGCAAGAAACUCAAGCGCUCGCGACACUUCCGGCUCGCAGCCGAGUCAUGA